UUCUUUUUAGUUACAAAAACAAUUUGUAAUAGAACAGCUGUAUAAUUAAAUUUUUAUGUUGUAAUAUUGGCAACAAAAACGAUUGGCUAAACUCUUUGUUAUGUUUUUAAGUAAAUUUUGAAUAAAUUCCAACAAUAUUUUGCAAAAAAUCCGUUAUAAUUCCUGACAUAGAAAAAAUUGUUUUCGUUUCGUCAAAGUGUUAAGUAAUUUGUUAAUUUUCAUUUUUAUUAAUAAAAAAAUACCCAAAAUAAAAUUUCAAAUCCACCUUGCAUUGACUACAAUUAAAAAUACCAAAGAACACCACUACAACAACAAUUCCCGUUUUCAUAAUCAUGAAACCUUUUCAAACUGGUGCUUACGAUUGUAGCAAACUAUUGACCGAAAAUAUCAAUCGUUUGUUUGCGAAUCGUGAACCCUGGCAAGUGGCCAGCAUAACAGCUUCUGCUGUUCUUACCUCCAUUUGGUUAUGGAGUUUUAUCAAUCAAGAUGAAAGCAUUUGGGUACGUGGUAAAAGACAAUUUUUCCGUUAUCUAAAGAGAGUACCAGCCGUGCGCAGAAAAAUCGAAUCAGAAUUAGCUAAAGCUACAACUGAUUUCGAGAAUGACAUAUCAAAAAGUUGUGAAAAACUUACCUAUUCCCUGCGCCUACCCGAAGAGGGUCUUAGUAAAGAGGAAAUUCUUAAAUUGGUGGAUGAACAUUUGAAAUUGGGUCAUUACGAUUGGCGUGAUGGUCGUGUAUCGGGUGCUGUUUAUGGUUUCCAAGAGGACUUAGUGGAUCUAGUGACACAAGUUUAUGGCAAAGCUUCCUAUACGAAUCCUUUACAUCCAGAUAUCUUUCCGGGUGUAUGUAAAAUGGAAGCAGAGGUAGUGCGUAUGGCCUGUACACUAUUUCAUGGUGAUGCUAAGACAUGUGGUACUAUGACUACUGGUGGCACUGAAUCUAUUGUGAUGGCUUGUAAAGCUUAUCGUGAUUAUGCCCGUGAACAUAAAGGUAUUACCCAACCAAAUAUGGUGGUGCCUCGUACCAUACAUGCUGCCUUCGAUAAGGCUGGCCAAUAUUUCAAUAUUCAUGUGCGUUAUGUUGAUGUAGAUCCCGAAACUUAUGAAGUUGAUAUGAAAGCCUUUAAAAAGGCCAUUAAUUCCAAUACCAUAAUGUUAGCUGGCUCAGCGCCUAAUUUCCCUUAUGGUACCAUGGAUGAUAUAGAAGCUAUUGCUGCUUUAGGUGUUAAAUAUGACAUUCCAGUACAUGUAGAUGCUUGUCUGGGCAGUUUUGUGGUGGCUUUAGCUAGAGCAGCUGGCUAUAGUACAAAAACAUUUGAUUUUGAACUGCCCGGUGUAACCAGUAUUUCGGCUGAUACUCAUAAGUACGGCUUUGCCCCCAAAGGCUCAUCGGUUAUUUUAUACUCUGAGGGUAAAUAUCUUAAUCAUCAAUUUACCGUUACCACCGAUUGGCCUGGUGGUGUUUAUGGCUCUCCCACUAUUAAUGGUUCUCGUGCUGGUGGUAUUAUUGCCGCCUGCUGGGCCACUAUGAUGAGUUUUGGUUAUAGUGGUUAUUUAGAGGCUACUAAACGUAUUUUAGAUACUGCCCGUUAUGUGGAGCAAGGCAUACGUAAAAUUGAUGGCAUUUUUGUUUUUGGUAAACCUGCCACUUCUGUGGUGGCUAUGGGUUCAAAUGUUUUCGAUAUUUUCCGUUUAUCGGAUGCUUUAUGUAAAUUGGGCUGGAAUUUGAAUACUUUGCAGUUUCCUUCGGGCAUACACAUCUGUAUCACCGACAUGCAUACAAAACCCGGCGUUGCUGAUAAAUUUAUAGACGAUGUAAGAUCGGCUGUAGCAGAGAUAAUGAAAGAUCCUGGUGUACCAGUAUCUGGCAAAAUGGCUUUAUAUGGUAUGGCCCAAAGUAUACCCGAUCGUACGGUAGUGGGUGAAGUAACACGCUGUUACCUUAAUUGCAUGUAUUACACACGACCUGAAACUAAAACAAUCAGCAAUUAAAGAAACUUUAUAAUUUUUAUAAAAUAAUUUUGUUUUCAACUUAUUUGUAUUAGAAAAAAUAUAUAACAUUUAUUGUACUUGUUUUUAUAAUAGCACUUCAUUAAAAAAAGGACUUUUUUUGUUAAACAUUA
Molecule: messenger RNA, 2122 nt
Organism: Lucilia sericata (common green bottle fly)
Lineage: Eukaryota; Metazoa; Arthropoda; Insecta; Diptera; Calliphoridae
Gene: Sply
Product: sphingosine-1-phosphate lyase
Exons: 9
Coding region: 333-1991 (552 amino acids)
Biological process (GO): carboxylic acid metabolic process; sphingolipid catabolic process
Cellular component (GO): endoplasmic reticulum
Molecular function (GO): sphinganine-1-phosphate aldolase activity; pyridoxal phosphate binding
Source: RefSeq, a predicted model, not a curated record